AUGGUCAGCUUAGUGCCGCCGCCAGAAGUUGUUGCCACAUGGCCACGACCUAAUUAUGUGGAUCCCGUGACCAGAGGAGAUGGCUUGAUCUACAUGGGAAUCAUCCUCGGAGUAUUCGGUAUAUUGGUCGUGUCUGCACGGCUAUACUCCAGGCUCUUCAUAACGAAGGCCCCAGGCAUCGAUGAUGCGCUGAUCAUCUACGGACUCAUUGCCGGAAUCGUCCUGAACGCGCUGGUCAUAGUAGGGAACACGCUCUACCAUAGCGGAGUGCAUGUGUGGGAUGUGGAACUCAAACUCGCGAAGGGCCAUCGACUCAACGUCUGGCUGGCUCAGUGGAUGUAUCUCACGGGCACAGGAGCCAUCAAGAUCUCGGUCCUUUUGUUCUAUCGCCGACUAAGUGUUUCAUUCAGCAAAGGCUUUCGAUGGGCGACGUGGGUUGGUAUCGGAUACAACAUCAUUCAACUUACCGCCUUCGGUUUCUCGCUGCUCUUCGUCUGCGUUCCAGUGCAAGCCUACUGGCUGGCCUUCGACGUCAAAUGGGCUUUGGCUAAUAAGGGAAAGUACAAGUGUGUCAACGAAGGCUAUGGCCUGACUCUCUCUGCUUGUUUCUCUGUGGUCGGAGAUCUCUAUGCGGCACUGCUUCCAACAAUCCUGGUAUCGCGACUUCAGAUGCCGCGAAGACAGAAAUAUGCUGUUGCAGGGUUGUUUGCAGUCUGCUACAUCGUAGUCGGCCUCGGAAUUGGUCGCGUAGUCCUGCUAAAUCGAGUCACUCUGAAGACGUACGACUUCACGUGGGAGCUGUGGGAGAUGUGGAUCUGGACGUUGCUGGAAUUCUGGGUCGGGCUGUGCGCGGCCUCAGCGCCUGCCUUGAAGCCAUUCUUCAAGCGAUUCCUCAUAGGACCCCUGUCCCACGUUAUCGGAACGAAUGGUAGUGGGGAGGAUUCGGUCAAGAAACCGACCAUUGGCGGGACGGGAAUGCCCCCAAUUCGACGUCGCAGCUGGAACUGUAUCAGUCCAUCAGAAGAAGCUAAGAUGGCGACAACCGCGAACAUCGAAGAACUACUCAAGCCGGUACCAAUGAGCACGAUAGCAGAGUCUCCGGAAUGGUCUCCGGGUCAUCAUCUGGAACGUGGCGAGAACAAUCCAGCAGCGCAGAAUUGGCAGCGUACGUUGAUGCGUUUUGAUGAUACUCCCAUGAUCAACGGGCACCAAAAACCUCUUCCUACUGUCAACCCACAACCGGCGAAGCAUGAUGACAGGGCUCAUCUCGAUCGAUCCGACAGCACUCGGUCGGGCGGCAGAUCAAGCAUCGUCAAUCUCGACCAGCAUUAUCAGAACCCAGCAAAGUCGUCUACGAAUCCUGAGCGUCAUCAACGCAAGGUCUCGCAGCACAUUAGUACCCAAUUGCGAAAUCUUGAUAGCACCCAGCUGAAUGCAACGCCGCAUCCCUUAAGGAGCAACCCAAGGUGGCAUGCACCGCCUCCGGUUCCCUCUAAUGCUCAACUACGCGAUGAGUACGGCAGCCACGCUACGAAAGCCGGCGAGCAUAGCACUGGAGCAUCUGUUAACAACAUCGCUGAUUGCACUAUGUGUGACGAAUACUCUCUAGACUGCAACCACCGAAGCGGCAACGACGAAGGUAGGCGGAAAAUAGCCCCGGGGAGAAGCCACAACACUCGGCAAGAUCGCCAAAUAAGCUGGAUAACGAUGGACGAUGAGAAUUCGAAUGAACGAGAGCAGAUUGCCCGAAGAGAGGAGGAGGCCAAGCGGACGAUGAGAUAUGCUAGGCGAGGACUCAAUGCCGUGUCUCUGCAAGCACCUCAGCUUGGGGGGAACGGUGACGAAGACCGCUACAAUUCUGGUCGGAGAAGCCAUGACGAUGAUCAGGACAGCCUUAUCCUUCCGCAUAUGAUGUUGCCUACCAGAUGA
This is a messenger RNA of Cyphellophora attinorum, 1929 nucleotides long. RefSeq lists its product as uncharacterized. The record is from RefSeq and is a predicted model, not a curated record. Lineage: Eukaryota; Fungi; Ascomycota; Eurotiomycetes; Chaetothyriales; Cyphellophoraceae. Bases 1 to 1929 code for a protein of 642 amino acids. The transcript is spliced from 5 exons.